AUGGCUAGGGUUUCACCAUUUUCCUGCACAUUAUUUAUUGCAUUGGUUGCAAUAAAACUAUGCAUUAUUGCCGCUUACAAUGUUGUCGAUUUCGGGGCAAUCGGAGAUGGAAAAACGGACUCGACGUCGUCGUUUCUCAAGGCUUGGGACGAGGCAUGCAACUCGAUUGUACCGGAUGCUACGAUGGUUGUUCCACCGGGAAUAUUCUUGGUGACACAUAUAACUUUUACGGGCCCGUGCAAAAGCAAUAAUACGAACCUCAUAAUAUUUGGAACUAUUAUUGCUCCCGAUGAUUAUAAAUUCAUUGGCUCUGACAAGUUUUGGAUUGUGUUCCAUCGAGUCCACUGGCUUUCGAUCUUUGGUGGUACGCUUGAUGCUAAGGGAUCUAGUUUGUGGGCUUGCAAGAGAGCAGGAAAUAACUGUCCGUUCGGAGCAAGGCUAUGUGCUAGUCAGUGGUUUGAAAUCGAUCAAUAG
Messenger RNA from Erythranthe guttata (spotted monkey flower), 474 nucleotides. The record is from RefSeq and is a predicted model, not a curated record. Lineage: Eukaryota; Viridiplantae; Streptophyta; Magnoliopsida; Lamiales; Phrymaceae.